Molecule: messenger RNA, 1330 nt
Organism: Dioscorea cayenensis subsp. rotundata (Guinea yam)
Lineage: Eukaryota; Viridiplantae; Streptophyta; Magnoliopsida; Dioscoreales; Dioscoreaceae
Product: AP2-like ethylene-responsive transcription factor At1g16060
Exons: 8
Coding region: 121-1260 (379 amino acids)
Biological process (GO): regulation of DNA-templated transcription
Molecular function (GO): DNA-binding transcription factor activity; DNA binding
Source: RefSeq, a predicted model, not a curated record
CAAACUCUCUCUCUCUCUCUUUAGCCCUUUAAAAUUCUCUUUCUCUCUAUUUUUCUCUCUAUUUCUCAUUCAAGACCAAGUCUUUUUAUUCUCAUCAUCAUCAUCAUCAUUAUCUCUUCAAUGGCCAAACCUCAAAAGAACAACCUCUCUGCUUCCACUUAUUCCAACAAUAACUCCAUUACCACCACCACCAUGAACAACAUCAACAACACUAACAAUGCUUUGAAAGUCAAGAGAACAAGAAAGAGUGUUCCUAGAGACUCUCCUUCUCAACGUAGUUCCAUUUUCCGUGGUGUCACAAGACAUAGAUGGACCGGAAGAUAUGAAGCUCAUUUGUGGGACAAGAAUUGUUGGAAUGAAUCUCAGAACAAGAAAGGCAGACAAGUUUAUCUUGGAGCUUAUGAUGAUGAAGAAGCAGCAGCUCAUGCUUAUGACUUAGCUGCAUUGAAGUAUUGGGGCCAUGAUACCAUCCUCAACUUCCCUCUAUCAACAUAUCAAGAAGAGCUUAAAGAAAUGGAAGGGCAAUCAAAGGAGGAAUAUAUUGGAUCUCUUAGAAGGAAAAGCAGUGGAUUUUCAAGAGGAGUUUCAAAGUAUAGAGGAGUAGCAAGGCAUCACCAUAAUGGAAGAUGGGAAGCAAGGAUCGGAAGAGUGUUUGGCAACAAAUAUCUCUACUUAGGAACAUAUGCAACACAAGAAGAAGCUGCAACUGCAUAUGAUAUGGCAGCAAUUGAAUAUCGAGGUCUCAAUGCAGUAACUAACUUCGAUCUUAGUCGAUACAUCAAAUGGCUUCGUCCUAACCCUGAGAACUCUAACCCUAAUCUCAUCUCAAUCCCUAACCCUAACCCUAACCCUAAUUUCAACUCUAUCAUCCAAAAAGUUUCACCAAGUGAUCAUCAUCAACAUGCAGAUGAACAAGUCCAAAGUUCUCAUCCACACAACCAACAAAGCUCUGUUGAAACAAGUGUGACCCCUCAAUCGAAAACAUUGACUAACACUACAUCAUCGGCUCUAGGAUUAUUACUUCAGUCAUCAAAGUUCAAGGAAAUGCUUGAGAGAACUUCUUCUGCAACUGAAGUUCCGACUAUGUUGCCACUCAAAUUUAAUAAUAGAUCAUCGAAAUGCAGCUUUCCGGACGAUAUACAGACGUACUUUGAAGGCGGGAACUUCAUUGAAGGUGAUGAUGCUAUUUUUGGUGAUAUAAACACCUUCACUUCUAAUCCUAUCUUUCAAUGUGAGCUUGAUACAUUGGCAAAUCACUAAUUAUAAUGUCAACAAGUUAGGGUUUGCUAUGAAGUUAAUUUAUCAAGUUAAGAGGACUUGGUGAAGGGUC